CUGCCUUUGGCAGUAGCACUGCUACCAACUAUGUACUCCGAUAGUGACUCGGAGUCAUCAGAGUCCAACACUGUGGUCACCAUGUUCGAGGAGGAGGUGUUCACCAGGCAGUACACGGUGUUGAAGACCUUGGGCCAGGGUGGCACUUCCGAUGUGAGGCUGUGCUCCCACCGCCUUACAGGUGCCCCAGUUGCUGUCAAGGCUCUUUUGAGGGAGAGGUGGUCGGACCCAACAGUGCCCGAAGCGGACAUUAUGAAAAUGCUCAGUCACCCAAACAUUGUCUCGCUUGUGCAAAUAAUUGAGACAGAACACACAACUUACUUAAUUAUGGAAGUUGCCAGAGGAGAAGAGCUACUUAAACGAGUCCGGGAUGCUGGAUGCCUGAAAGAAGAUGAAGCUAGGAGCAUAUUUGUUCAGCUGCUCAGUGCCAUAGGCUACUGUCACGGUAAAGGUGUGGUGCACAGGGACAUAAAGCCUGACAAUAUCAUAGUGGGUGAGGAUGGAAAGGCUACACUUAUUGAUUUCAGCCUCGGAGACACAUUCCUACCUGGACAAAAACUGGAAAGGCUGUGUGGAGCCUUCCAGUUCAUUGCUCCAGAGAUCUUCCGAGGCCUACCCUACGAUGGCACAAAAGUAGAUAUGUGGGCCUUGGGGGUCAUUUUAUAUUAUAUGACCACCGGAUUCCUGCCAUUUGGAGGAGGAACCCUGUCGGAACUGAGCAACAAGGUGAUGAAUGGAAAAUAUCGUACACCGGAUCAUCUCUCCGACGAUAUUAGGAGCAUGAUUAGCCUCCUGCUAACUGUCAACCCAAGGCAGAGGCCAAAUGCGCAAGAACUCGUAAGCCAUCCAUGGCUCCAGCAAGGGGGAAAGACUUUGACAUUCCAUUACAACAGUGACACCAGAUUCCCAGACCCUGAUAUAAUGGGGGCCAUGGAAAGCAUUGGCUUUCAUUCCCAAGACAUAAGAGAAGCUUUAAAACACAAGGAGUUUGACGAAACUAGGGCAACAUACCACCUAUUGAAAACCCUAGCAAAUCAGGAUGAUGGCACUUAUGUGCAAAGAGAUGUCACUAACCCAGGAGUGACACCUUUCCCUUCACCAACAGACCCUAACACUUACCCUCUGCCUCCCAGGAGAAGGGCCAGUGAACCUUCCCUGAAAAUACUAGUGUCAUCUACUGGACAACGUCCUGGGGAGACAAAUGCCCCUGUUGCGCCCAAGAAGACACCCCCUAUGGGCAGUCGUCAGCAAAGAAGAAUGACUGCCCCUUGCAUCUGCAUCGCUACUUACACUGUCGUGGAAGUAAUCGAAACCCUCGAUAACACCUUCUCCUCUAGCUCCCAGUUCGAAAAGGCCCCAAGUGAGCCAGAAAGAAGGAGACCGUUCACUCCAAGACCCCCGCAGCCUCAGGGAUGGGCCAAAUGGAAGAAACGAAUUUCGAAUUGCAUCAGGACUCUAUGCUGCUGCUGCAUGUCACCUGACACGACAAGCCGGAGGAAGGUGUGCCCCCAAAAGAGAGAGGACACCCCGAAGAUGACAAGAAGUACAAGCUGUAAUUUCAAGAGAAAAAAGUACUUUGAACCGAUAAUCACAAUUGUAGAGAUUUCUCUAGGAAAAAUAACCAUCAACCCAUUUGCCCUAGAAUUUGAGAUGCUGCUCGCUCUUUUAAAAGCAGCUUUUUACUCCAAGUUUAACGCAUCAAUUUUUUGGGCAGUUGCAUUGCUACCAACCAUGUAUUCAGACAAUGAGUCAGAGUUAUCAGAGCCUGACACUGUGGUCAGCAUGUUCAGUGAGGAUGUGUUCAUGUUGCAGUACACAAUGUUUGAGGCCUUGGGAGAGAGUGACACUUCCGACAUGAGACUAUGCUCCCACCACCUAAAAGGUACCCCAGUUGCUUUCAAGGCUCUCCUGAAGAGGGAGAAGUGGUUGGAGUCAACAAUGCUGGAAGUCUAA
Messenger RNA from Apodemus sylvaticus (European woodmouse), 1953 nucleotides. Its product is annotated as sperm motility kinase Z-like. The record is from RefSeq and is a predicted model, not a curated record. Gene Ontology annotation, molecular function: ATP binding; tau-protein kinase activity; protein serine/threonine kinase activity. Gene Ontology annotation, cellular component: cytoplasm. Lineage: Eukaryota; Metazoa; Chordata; Mammalia; Rodentia; Muridae. The transcript has 3 exons. Bases 31 to 1953 code for a protein of 640 amino acids. Gene Ontology annotation, biological process: microtubule cytoskeleton organization; protein phosphorylation; intracellular signal transduction.